UUUAUUCUAGACGUCUCAGGUGUGGCUGCGACUACUAUAUUUGCCACGAGAAUUAAAUCCUAGUGAUACGGUAUCCCACCACAAUGAUCAAUCAUAUCAUCGCGAUGCCUUGGUUUCGAUUGAGGAUUGAUGUCUGUUAGUUAAAGGCUUCAAAAAAUAUACUCAGGUGCUGAGCGCGGUGGCCGUCACGUGCAGCCAGCUUUCUUCACCAACACCCAAACUCCCUUCACUACCAUCCACCUUGUAUCGUCAUUUUCAUCAAGAGAAGCCAUGCGCCUUAUCUCUACGAUAACAUGACCCCUUGUGGCCCCCAAAUACUCCAUAAUUACCAAUCAUCAAGUAUCACCGAUGUCGACCUUUGAUGGAAUCGUCCAAGAAUUUCCUUUCAUCACCAGUGGGUUUAGGCGACUGCUUCUGUUAAAGUGAAAUUUCGUGGGUUAAUGUUGAAAUGGUUAUUAGUUGAUUACUUUCGCAAAAACCCAGAGCGGCCACCUCCGCUAGCCUGCUUCCUUAGCCAUGCCCAUAGUGACCACCUUCAAGGGCUUGAGUCCUUCAGAGCUCCCUUCAUUUAUUGCUCGGUAGCUACCAGAGAGUUGCUUCUGCGGAUUGAGAAAUAUCCCCAUCGAAUGAAUUUCAAUAAUGGCAUCCUUGAAUCCAGAAGGUUGCAUUAUAAGCAUUUGUCGAAACUCCUGAGACCAAUUCCCCUGAACACACCAACAGAGAUCGAUCUGACCCCCAGGCUCUCUAUCAGAGUCACCCUUCUGGACGCUAACCACUGCACUGGUGCUGUGAUGUUUCUCAUUGAAGGCGAUGGGAAAGCAGUUCUAUACACUGGCGAUAUACGUGCGGAACCAUGGUGGGUCGAUGGCAUCGUUCGACACCCGGUUAUGAUCCCAUAUACUUUGGGAAACAAGCGGCUGGACAAGGUAUAUCUAGAUACUACCUUUUCUCACACGGGUCACAUAUUCCGUACUUUCCCAACAAAAGCCGAUGGCAUCGCCGAGCUCUUAGGCAAGCUCGAACCGUAUCCAGAAAACACCCUAUUCUACUUUCGUGCGUGGACAUUUGGCUAUGAAGAGGUCUGGGUGGCACUCGCGGCUGCCCUAAAAUCCAAGAUCCACGUAGAUCGAUACCAAAUCGGCCUGUAUAAAUCUGUUUCAUCUUCCUGCAGAGAAGGGAGCGGGGCUACUGAAGCACCUUCUCUCUGUGGGUUCGAACUCGGUAAUAGGUCCAUACCUGGCUGCCUGAGCGAGGAUGCGCGAUCUCGUAUCCACAGCUGCGAACCAGGAGUUCAUUGCUCCGUCUUGUCUUCAAAAAACACCGUCUACAUAACACCAAUCGUAAGCCGAACAGAGGACAACUCCGAUGUUCCCGAGGUGGGAGCUGGAGGUGGGUUAGGUGAUCUAUACCAGAUCCACGAACUGGAACUUCCGGAUCAAUCCUCACUUACCAAGCUAGAGCAGCUCUGUAGCGAAAAGAUACAUGAUCCACGGGCUCUUUCCAAAGCAAAGGAAGCUCUCCUCGAGGCGUUCAGGUCUAAAAACAAGACACUAUCGCUCGACAGCUAUGGAAUGAAAAGCGCUCACGAAAUACCACUAGGUGAGCUCGUGGAUAUCCUUAGCCGUGGUCGCUUGGGUGAAGAGACUGCAGCUCCUUGGGAUUCGAGACUAUCGACUAAAAUCCUGGAUAGGACCGGGAAGCCUCUCCCAAGAAGUAUUAACUUUCCCUACUCGCGCCAUUCUUCUUACGUCGAGCUGUGUGGGCUUCUGGGUGCUUUGAAGCCUCGGGAUGUCUACCCCUGUACCGUGGAUCCUCUGGAUUGGGAUGAAAGCAUUUCUAUGCAGAGGCUAUUCGGCCAUCUCUGUUCUGACAGCGUGUUCAUCCACGACCAAUACAUGCGUGAAAUAACCGCCACGGAAAAUGGCGAACCCCCUAGAAAAAGAAGAAGACAGGACGCCACAUCUUCGACCCAAUCAACCCAGCAGUCAACGGUUACAACCGACAACGACGGCAUUUCACAACCCUCGCAAACCUCUCUUCGAGCAGUUGCAGAAUCAAAGGAUGCUCUAGCCGCAGUGCCGUGCAGUCAUCCGUCCUCCUCGGAAAUGUCAACAUCCAACCCUCCUAUUAUUUCAUCUCCUCCACCACCUUUGUCUAGUGGGCCGUCGCAACAUACUCCACAAACGUUGGAAAUCAUUGAAAAAUAUGCUAACACGUCAAAUAAUGCUUCUCUUAAAAUUCCCUCUCUUAGUCCGGAAACCGCGAAGGUGCGGCGGAAUACUAUCCGUCAAGCAUGGCACCUCCUCCAUGAUGAUGAGAAAUCCCAACAUAACAACUUCCUUCUCGGGUCUCUUCCGUCCUCAUGGCCAACAGAUAGGGAAAUUUCUCAUCAGGGCCUAUCUAUACAAGAAACAAAACUUCCCGAAGUGGUCCUUGAGGGAUCUUCCAAAGCGACGGCGGUCCACAAACCCAGCACGGAGAAUUCCCAGUCCACAAUAACUGUCCAGGGGGGAGAGGCACCCUCUAUCCAUGAAGAAAACCCGACCGUGGACGUAGACGUGGUAAUAGACACUGAUUAUUCCAAUACGGAAACCGAACAUCAAACACUCCCACAGCCCUCCAGCCAACACACCAUAUCCUCAACCGCAUUCGCUUCACAAAGCCAGAACCAAACAGCUCAAGAAGUCGAGCACGAUGUUAUAAGCGACGAGGACUAUAUUCGCGAGCAUGAACAUCCAGGUCCUGAAACAAGCGACCAAACGUUAGGCUGUAACUCAGUGGCCCAACCACGACCCCUUGUCCGGCAGAUGCCGUCCAUUCGGAAUCGGAUGGUAGCAUAUGCUGCAGCAAAAGAGGAUAGUUAUGAUGCAUGGGCAUCAAUGUCUCUUACUUCAGCAGGCAAUAACCACACAGAGGAGGAAGUUGAACUAUAAUCUUGUACGAGUGUUUAAGCUGCAUGGACCAAUUCGUGGAGCUGUUUGCGCUAAGUAGUUAGAAAC
Messenger RNA from Aspergillus versicolor CBS 583.65, 2999 nucleotides. Its product is annotated as putative DNA repair protein. The record is from RefSeq and is a predicted model, not a curated record. Gene Ontology annotation, molecular function: damaged DNA binding; 5'-3' DNA exonuclease activity. NCBI's taxonomy places the organism in Eukaryota, Fungi, Ascomycota, Eurotiomycetes, Eurotiales, Aspergillaceae. Gene Ontology annotation, biological process: protection from non-homologous end joining at telomere; double-strand break repair via nonhomologous end joining; interstrand cross-link repair. Bases 441 to 2933 code for a protein of 830 amino acids. The transcript has 7 exons.